Molecule: messenger RNA, 4476 nt
Organism: Chelmon rostratus (copperband butterflyfish)
Lineage: Eukaryota; Metazoa; Chordata; Actinopteri; Chaetodontiformes; Chaetodontidae
Gene: itgb3a
Product: integrin beta 3a
Exons: 15
Coding region: 2-2437 (811 amino acids)
Biological process (GO): cell-matrix adhesion; cell adhesion mediated by integrin; integrin-mediated signaling pathway
Cellular component (GO): integrin complex; cell surface; focal adhesion
Molecular function (GO): fibronectin binding; integrin binding; fibrinogen binding
Source: RefSeq, a predicted model, not a curated record
CAUGUCUCGAAGUGAACCAGUCCGCAGGGACCACAGAGGACUCACGCCGAGCCGGCUCCGUCACUCUCCAGCCAUGGGAACUUUCUUACACCGCCUCCCGAUGCUGUUCCUCUUCUUAUCAUCCGCAUCAAAAGUUGUCGAUUCCAACAUCUGCACAUCACGAGGAGUCACCACUUGUCAACAGUGCCUGGCUGUUCACCCCAGCUGUGCGUGGUGCUCUCAGGAGGAGUUUGGGAAAGGGGGGUCCAGCGCGUCCCGCUGCGACCUGAAGGAAAAUCUGCUGAAUUUGGGGUGCAGUGAUGCGGCGGUGGAGUUUCCCUCCAGCACCCUGACUAUUGAUGAGGACGCACCGCUUAGUGAUAAGGCCUCUGGGACUGCUGACGAUGUCACUCAGAUAAAGCCUCAGAAACUCCAUAUGGUACUAAGACCAGGUGACUUCAAGCAGUUCACCGUGUCAGUGAAACAGGUAGAGGAUUACCCCGUGGACCUCUACUAUCUGAUGGAUCUUUCCUUUUCAAUGAAGGAUGACUUGGCUCGCCUUGUCACCUUGGGCAAUGAGCUCGCCGCGACCAUGGGCCGCACCACAAGCAAACUGCGCAUGGGGUUCGGAGCCUUCGUGGACAAGACCACGUCCCCUUACAUGUACACCUAUCCUCCGGAGGCAGUAGAAAACCCUUGCUUCGGAAUUCAUGAGAACUGCCAGGCUCAGUUUGGGUUCAAGCAUGUGUUGUCACUGACGGAGAAGGUGGCUCGCUUCAGUGAAGAGGUGGAGAAACAGCAGGUGUCUAGAAAUAGAGAUGCUCCAGAGGGUGGAUUUGACGCCAUCAUGCAGGCUGUGGUGUGCAAGGAUAAGAUUGGCUGGCGGCCGGAUGCCUCACACCUUUUGGUAUUCACCACCGAUGCCAAAACUCACAUCGCUCUGGAUGGACGUAUAGCUGGAAUCGUCCAGCCCAAUGAUGGACGGUGUCAUCUUGAUAAUGACAACAUUUACAACAAAACUACUGUGCUGGACUAUCCCUCCUUGGGGCUCAUGACGGAGAAAAUGUCGGAAAACAACAUAAAUUUAGUUUUUGCCGUCACCAGCUAUGUGUUGCCGCUCUACAAGGAGUACAGCCAGCUCAUCCCAGGCACAACUGUGGGAACGCUGUCCGAUGACUCUGGGAAUGUUAUUCAGCUCAUUGAGGAGGCUUAUGCGAAAAUCCGCUCUAAAGUGGAGCUGGAGCAAGUGGGAGUCCCGGAGGAGUUGCAUCUCUCCUUCAACGCCACCUGCCAAAAUGGAGAAGUCAUUCCUGGACUUAAGUCCUGCUCUGGCCUCAAGAUUGGAGACACAGUGUCAUUCAGCGUGGAGACUCAGUUGCGUGCCUGCCCCAAAGAGAAGAGCCACACUUUCACCAUCAAACCUCGAGGCUUCAGGGAUUCGCUGGAGGUCACGGUGGAUUUCGCCUGCGGCUGCGACUGUGAGGCGAAGGCCGAGGCCAACAGCUCCCUCUGCAGCAACGGCAACGGGACGUACGAGUGCGGCGUGUGUCAGUGUCACCAGGGUCGCCUGGGGCCGCGAUGCGAGUGUUCCGUGGAGGACUACAGUCCGUCUGACGAUGUCAACUGCAUCCCCAAGCCAGGGAGCCCGAUCUGCAGCGGGAGAGGCGACUGUUUGUGCGGACAGUGCUCCUGCCAUUCAAAUGAGUUCGGUCAGGUGUGGGGCAAAUACUGCGAAUGUGACGACUUCAACUGCUUGCGCUUCAAAGGGGCACUGUGUUCCGAUCACGGGAAGUGCAGCUGUGGGUUCUGCCAGUGCGAUGCUGGCUGGCAAGGAGAAAACUGUAACUGCUCCACGCGCACAGACACCUGCAUGUCCAGCAUCGGCCUGCUGUGCAGCGGCCGGGGAAACUGCGAGUGUGGGGUUUGUCAGUGCACUCAACCCGGUGCCUACGGAGCUACCUGCGAGAAGUGCCCCACCUGCCCUGAUUCCUGCACUAUUAAAAAGCAUUGCGUUGAGUGUCAGCACUUCAUGAGAGGACAGUACACCGAAGACAACAGCUGCAAUAGAAUCUGCAAAGAUGAAAUUAAAGUCGUGGAUGAACUGGUUUUCCACGAUAGCAAUGCAGUGAACUGCUCAUACAAAGAUGAGAAUGACUGUGUGGUGCACUUCCAGUAUUACGAAGAUGAAAGCGGCAAAUCCAUUCUGUUUGUGGUGAAAGAACCAGAGUGUCCUCAGGGUCCAGACAUCUUGGUGGUGCUCUUGGCGGUGGCCGGAGCCAUUCUGCUACUGGGCCUUGUUGGCCUGCUCAUCUGGAAGCUGCUGGUCACCAUCCACGACCGCAGAGAGUUCGCCAAGUUUGAGGAGGAGAGAGCAAAAGCCAAAUGGGAUACGGCUAACAAUCCUUUGUAUAAAGGAGCCACCUCCACCUUCACCAAUGUAGCAUACCGAGGCAACUAACGAACAAAUGCAAUGAGAAAAACUCAGGGGUCAGCGACAGAGAUGGAAUGUAGAAGCAGAGAAAUGAAUGAGAAGAGGAUCCUUCACACUGUCUAGUGACCGACCACUGUAGCUGAAAAGUAGUUAAUGCUGCCAACAACAUGAUGUAAGAAUUUUACAUAUUGUAAAAAUAACUGUUAAUGUAAGUCACAGACGGUUUUCUGCUAUUAGGCUUUCUGUUUUUACACUGUGUCGUGUCUAUAGAGUUCUACAGGUACAACGCCGAUUGCAAACAAGUUUGGACACUGUGUAAGACAUAAAUAAAACAACUUUUUGACAAACACUCAAUUGAAAACAAUACAAAGACAAUAUAUUUCAGGUUUUACCUCAUCAGCCUCAUUGAAAAUAUACAGUAUACUUAUUCUGAAUUUGAUGCAGCAACAUGUUUAAAACAAGUCGGGACAGGAGCAACAAAAGACUGGGAGAGUUGUGGAACGCUCCAGAACUACCUGUUUGGAACGUUCCACAGGUAAACAGGCUCACUAGUAACAGGUGAUCAUGAUCUGGUAUGAAAGGGGCAUCCUCGCAAAGGCUCAGCUGCUCACAAGCGAGGAUGGAGCGAGGUUGUGAACACAUGAUUGUAUCAAGGAUGUUACUAGAUGGGCUCAGGAACACUUUGUUGUAAACACAGCUGGUUCGCAAAUGAUUGCACUCUGUUUUAAUUUACAUUUAUGUUACGUUACGUCAUCAGCAUCUCAACUUAUUUGGAACUGGGGUUGUACUACACAUCACAUGCAGUCAGAUAGGAGUUCAUUAACAUUAACAGCUAUACUGUCAGUUUACAGUAAGUGGAACAGCUGCUGAAAGACUCUUCUACCAUCACAAUAUUUGUUGUUAGUGUCACUUUUUAGUUUUGCUCACAUUUUAAAAUAGAAUUAGGAAUCACCUCGACCUGAUUGUAAUAAGUCGGUAUAGAAAUGAUCAUUAAUAUAUGGUGUCUUCCACCGAGUAUGAUGUGUUAUUUACACUAAAGCCUUGUCUUUUGAAAGCUCUUUCAAAGUGCAGCUGCAGCCUCCCUUUUCACUCAACUGAAAAAAGCAGUUUCAAACAAAACGCAGCAAAGUUGAUCAGUAUGCAUAAAAUGUGUGCUAUAGAAUUUCAAUAAAUUAUUGAAGCAUGCUUGAAGGGUUUUCAUGUACAUAAACAAUUCCCUUUCUUCAAAUACAAACAUGUUUGUGGUAAUGAUUUUGACAUGAAUGCAGCACAAAUGAGUAAAAAAAAUAACUGAACUACAGCCUCUGGGCUGACUUUGUUUACAGUGAUGUUUGUGGUCUGUAUUGUUUUUUAAAUGUAUAUCAGCAACAGUAACUUCAUUCAUGCUUUGACAGAUUUCUUUCAUUUUGCAUUAUUACCUGUUUUUGAGUUUGUUUUAUUUGUAAAAAUGUAUGAAAAACUUGUGAACUGUCCUGCCACUGCUGAAUUGUUGGAUUAUUUCAAUUUUCUACUGACCUGCACUGUGUUACACUGAAAUGUAAGAUUCUUUAUUUGUGCAUAUGAGCAUGUGCAUAUAUUUAUUGCACAUCAAAUGAUAUUGGCCAUAAUGUCCUGUGAUGGGAAUAACAAACGCACUUGCUCUUGCUCUUUUGUAACGUCUAUAUGGGAGAAAUGAGUACAAUGUGAGGUGUACCGUGGUUUUACAGCUCAGAUCCUCUCUCAGGACACAGCCUGCAAGCUCAUUGCAUAGACGUCUGUUUUUCCGCACGGUUUUAAAGAUGCUUGGGGUUUCACUAUUGGUUGUUUCACAGAGGGAAUGCAUAAACACCUGACUUCACCAGCUUGUGUGUGAUGCUUGACAUUUGGGUUCUUUUAAAGCUGAUUUUAUUCUUUAUUAAGAUCAGACUUAAAAAAGCCUGAAAGACAAGAAAUUUGAGAUUCAUAUUCAGGAUCCAUAGAAAUAAGUCGUCUAAAAUUUCAGACAAAAGUUAUUUAACUCUUUCUGUAUUCACUCUGUGUGACGUUGGCUGGUGUUACAUUUUGGAUGAACAUAAAUAAAUAAUAAA